This is a messenger RNA of Exophiala xenobiotica, 552 nucleotides long. RefSeq lists its product as uncharacterized. Bases 1 to 552 code for a protein of 183 amino acids. NCBI's taxonomy places the organism in Eukaryota, Fungi, Ascomycota, Eurotiomycetes, Chaetothyriales, Herpotrichiellaceae. The record is from RefSeq and is a predicted model, not a curated record. The transcript has 2 exons.
AUGGCACCUGAACGCGGCGACGUGGAUUCCCUUCUGUUGGAACAAUUCCAACUGGAGGAUCGAAUAGUCCACUUCCAAGCGUACGCUGGAGGAGGAAACGCGGGACACACUUUCAGAGUUCGCAUUGGUGGGAAGAAAUAUGCAUUCAAGAUGUUCAGAUUCGACAAUCCCGAAUUGAACGUCAGUCGAUCAAGUGGCACACGCCGACGAGACUUUUGCGAUCCAUUUUACAUCGAAUGUCGCGCCAACGGCUCCCUCGCUCAGCAAGGUCUUAAUGGCAAGAUCUUUCGAUUCUGUUACGGCUGGACGGAUGUCCCUGAAUAUGCAGAAAUGGAAGUGGCGUCGAGGUUCAAUAUACAACCAUGUCUGUGGGACAGACCUGAUUCGGCGAAGGAUCAAAGAGUCAAGGAAUACUAUUCGAAUGGGUCGAUGGCGAGAUACUUUCACCAGCCUCGAUUACCCAGGAUAUUGCUUCUCAGGCUCGCGUACUUCUCAGGGAACUACAUCAAGCCCACAUCCUUUGGUGUGGCCUCGCUGUGGCGAAUUUCCUAG